Molecule: messenger RNA, 1403 nt
Organism: Rubroshorea leprosula
Lineage: Eukaryota; Viridiplantae; Streptophyta; Magnoliopsida; Malvales; Dipterocarpaceae
Source: the annotation of a GenBank genome assembly
UCUCUCAUCUCAUUUUUCCACUAAUCUCGCCGUAUAAAAUUUUCAGCUCUCAUCUUUUUCAGAAGAAGAUUAUUUCAAUUUCCUCCACUGACGCCACAAUUCUCCUGGAAUUCUGAAAUUCUCUUAAAUCUUAAUUUUGCUUGAAUUCUCUGUCAAAGGGUUUCUGGGUUUUGUUCAAAAUCUUGUCUUGAAUAAUGGGUAAUGGCCUCAUUUGUAUGAAGAAGAAAGAGAGCAAGGAUGUUGGAUCCAGGAGCAAGAGAAUGGGUCGUUCUCAGAGGAAAUUGCUUGCAGAGGAGGAGUUGUUACACAGGCAAGCUCUGUCUAUGGCGCUUCACCAGCACCAGUUGUCUCAGAGAUUUGAUGGAUCCAUGUCUAGAAGAAUUGGGUCGACCAGCUCUCGAAGGCACAACCUUUCCGAUCGAUUUUCUAAUGGAAAACAGGUGCCUGACUUUCUAGAGAAUAUUAAGUCAAAGAAAAUCAUUCUGAUACAUGGAGCAGGGUUUGGAGCUUGGUGUUGGUACAAAACUAUUGCUCUAUUGGAGGAAGUGGGGCUUAUUCCUAUUGCAUUAGACCUCACAGGAUCUGGCAUUGAUGUGUCAGAUACAAACAGUGUCACUACAUUGGCAGAGUAUUCAAAACCACUGAUUGUUUACCUAGAAAAACUUGCUGAGGAUGAAAAGGUUAUUUUGGUUGGUCACAGCAGUGGAGGUGCAUGCAUUUCUUAUGCAUUGGAGCAUUUUCCACAGAAGAUCUCAAAAGCAAUUUUUAUUAGUGCUAUGAUGGUGACUGAUGGUCAGAGACCUUUCGAUGUCUUUGCUGAAGAGCUUGGUUCUGCUGAAAGUUUAAUGCAAGAAUCAAAAUAUCUGAUUUAUGGAAAUGGAAAAGAUAAGCCCCCUACAGGAUUCAUGUUUGAGAAACUGCAAAUGAAAGGGUUAUAUUUCAAUCAAUCCUCAACAAAGGAUGUUGCUUUGGCUAUGGUUUCCAUGAGACCUAUUCCAUUGGGUCCUAUGAUUGAGAGAUUGUCAUUGUCCCCUGGAAAGUAUGGAAUUGGACGGCGAUUCUACAUUCAGACAUUGGAUGACCAUGCUCUCUCACCAGAUGUCCAAGAAAAGCUGGUAAGGGAAAAUCCACCAGAAGGAGUUUACAAGAUUAAAGGGAGUGACCACUGUCCAUUCUUUUCCAAGCCCCAGUCGUUGCACAAAAUCUUAGUGGAGAUAGCUCAGAUCCCUUAGCGUCAACUCAGAAAACUUGGAAUUGUUCUUUCUUUAUGUAAUUUUUUUUCCACAGAAGACAACAGUUUCAUCACUCUGCUCAUACCUCAACAGCCCAUCAUUGUAUCUAUAUGGCCAAUCUACUCUAUAUAUAUAUAUAUAUAUAUAUAUAUAUAAAAUGCUACCCUAUGC